UAGAAAGCGAGACGCGGGUACAGACGCGCCUCAUCACCCCCCUCUAUUUUGCCGUCUUUAAAGCAGCCUUUCUUUCUAGUGUUUUACAGCUAAUCUAUACAAAUGCUUCACAGAGUCGACAUCUUUGGCAGAUGCCUUCAUCAGCUCAACAAAGAAUCAGUUUUUCCCCUUCAUCGCACAAUCGCCCAUAAAUCCAAGGUAAUUUCUAACUUCUCCAUCAUUUUCGUCUUGCUUUCGAGUAUUGGAAGUUAUUUUUAUUAAACUCGUGUCAAGCUGAAUUAUAUGAAAUUUCCUAUUUUCACAUCUUCCUUUCUGUCUUCGGUAUACAUGCGCGGUGGGAAUGGCAGUCGACUUAUCUGCCGACGGCCGAAAUUGCCGCCGUCCGGCGAUCCACAGCGCUUCUUAUUUUUCCGGCUCCUUACAGUAGGGUAGUGAGAGUGUUAGAUAUACGCGCUAAGGAUUUUCUCUGCGCUCGUCUCUGACUUCCAUUGACAGGGGAGGAAGGAUAUAGAAUAGAGGGCUUUUUCAACGCUUUUUGGAGAACAAAAGAAAGGCAAUCAUGAACAAGUCAAUUUCCUUUUCAAACAGCUAAUUGCUACCGCCGAGUGGCACCGACGAAGUGAAUUUGGCGGAAUAACAUAAACUGAUGAACACUGUAAUGGAAGACAAGAGGCUAAACCUAAACCAGCCUUUUCUCUCUGUAAGACGAACCGAUAGGCCAACUGACACUUCCACUCCCCCUCGCCCUCCCCCUCCAUAUAAAUCGAAACUAAACUCGGGACCUUUGAGGGAUCCAGGAGUUGUGCCCUUCUGCUGGGAGCACAGCCCUGGAAGACCAAAGCACGAAACUCAUCAUACAUCUGCUGCCUCUGCUGAUAAGGCGUCUCCUCCCAUUAUUCCAAAACUCCCCCCAGGCAGAACUUCAAAAGCAGACCAGCAACAACGCCUUAAUAGUAAAGGUUCUGAAAUGGAAAACGUUUCCCAACACGAGUCAUUGAGAAAAAAGAUGGUCAAACCAAUUAGUUUUAGCAGUUCAAAUGGUAGCAUUGAAGAUGAAGAAGAAAAAGAAGAAAAGAGAGUGGAAUCAUCAUCUGAUGAAGAUGAAACUUACGUAGAUGCCCUUGACACGAUUUCAAGCAAACCUGAAUCAGCUUUACUGAAUCAUAGUAGUGCUAGUGGCUUUAGUGGAUUGAAUGAACCAAAUGGGACCUUCACGGCAGAUCUUCAAACUCGAGAUUUCAUGAUUGAUCGGUUUCUGCCUGCAGCAAUUUCAAUGGCUACAGAAAUGCCUUCGCAUGCUCCCAGGAAGCAAUCCAUCGUUCUGGAACAACCAAGAAAUCAUCCCGUCAACACAGUAAAUGCAGACAAGCAGCGACCUCAACUGCGUUAUGGGCCCAGUUUUGCACGCCACUAUUACCAAUCUCAUGAUUACGCAGAAGUAAUAAAUGACAAUGAUGAUGAGGAUGGUGAUGAUAAUGAUGGAUCUUUUCCUCCUAAAGUGUGUGGUUUAAUACCCCGUUUUUGUUUGAAAGGUUCGUUUUUUCUAAUGAAUCCGCUACCUGGUAUGAGUGCAAGGACUCAAGUCCCUAUGUCUCCUAGCAGCAGUAGAAUGCAGAUUGAAUCCUCAUCUGCUGGAUCUUGUAGCGGAACAGAGAAUGAGCGAUCAGCAUCUGAUGUUAGUGAGCGCCAGCCAGUCAUUGGACUUCUAACAGCAGAAUCCCAUGAAGAUAAUAAUAAAUCAGAUGAUGAAUUCAAAAAGAGAACUACCCAAAACAUUAAUGAUAAAAAUCUAGGUGGACGUCAUUUCAUUGGGUUGGAUAAACGAAAAUGCAAAAAAUCUGUGGAGUCCUUGACGGAUAAGAGUAAUAGUGUUGCACCAGAAGAUUCCGACAGUUGUGCAAUUGUAGAGAAAACUCUUUAUGUAGUAGAUACUCUGCAAGAGACAAGGGGACCACAGUUUAUUAAAGAGGACCAUGAAGUUAUGAAGCCGAAGGGAAAACAGAAUAAAAUGGAAGCUUUUCCUUUCAUAGAAGAAGCUAGCACAGAUGAAGUAACUAAUAUAAAGCACAUUGUCCACGAAACUGCUGAUCUCAAACCGCUACUUUCAGCUGAAAAAUUGAACUCGGAAUCUAGAAGAAGACCAAGUAAGGCUUAUGGAAAAGACCAAUUCUUCACAAACACAUCAGUGAUGCCUAACAGUCGAGCGGAUGAAAGUUACAUUGAGGGAACAGAGAGAUUGAAGAAGUCAGUAGAGUUCCCAGUACCCCCACCUUUACCCAUGUCUCCAUCAGAGUCAUGGCUUUGUCGCACUUUGCCUUCACUCUCCACAAAGCGUUCAUCACUACAGCGGACCUAUCUUAUCGGAAAUGGGAAUCCUCGGAAUGUGGCACCCAAGGUCACUUCAGGGGAUUCAAAAUGGGAAACAAUGGUUAAAACAACAAAGGGGCACCACCAGCAUUUGCGAUACUCUCUGGAGCUAAUGGCAUUGCCACCUAUUCCAGAAACUCAGCAGUAGUGUGAUGUGUACUUGCUAUUGCUUGUACUCGAGUCACCAUUCCAAUGGAUUCCAAGGUGAACAGAAGUCAAUAAACUACAGUUUUUGGUGCUGCAAUAUAAUACAGUUUUUCUUCAUACCUUUCUAGUGGGAGCCAUAAUUGUAUAUCUUUUUACACCCGUUUCCUGCCAUGUAAUUAUGUACGGCUUCAUUUCCCCUCUUCACAUGCCAUCGUGUUGGCUACUUUAAUGCUGAUGUCCGAAGGACUGGUUGGUUUGUAAAGAGACUAAAACAUACUUCAAUAAUAAAUAAAUGCUUGCUUACAAUCACCAUGAAAAGUUGAAAACAAUCUCUCAUUCUAGGGUGAAAUGUAUAAAUGGUACCUUAACUAUUGAUAUUGUUGCGUUCUGUACCUCAACUCUUUAAUGAAUAAAAUCAGUACUAUAACUAUACAUAAACGUUCAACUUGCAAUUUUACUCAAAUUUUUGACCAAAAAAUCAUACUGGCGGCCGGAAUUCCGUGUUUAAAAUCCACUUCACCUUUCUUUUGUCCAUGUCAUCAUUGUAGGGUGACUACACAUGGAAUUUUGAUCACCAUGUAGGAUUAUUUGGCCACAAAUUUGAAUAAAAUUACAAGUUGAAACAUUUAGGUAUAGUUAUGGUACUGGUUUGAUUCAUUUAAGAGUUGAGAUACUAAAACUCAACAAUACCAACCGUUGAGGUGCAAUUCAUGCAUUUCACACCUCAUUCUGUGUGCGGCUAACUUGGCGGCUAACCAUGGGCUGAUCGACUACCAAAUGGCCGGAGCAGGAUCCGAAGCGGUGUCUAUUUCAUCAUAUCAGUUUCAUUUCAGAGCAGUAGAAGGCCCAUUGGUCACGCUUCUCUACGCUUCCUUUCAAUAUGCAAAAUGGAAACCUUCAUUGCUUUGUCGGAAAGUUUGUCCUUGGCAUACGCCUUCUUGCGCUUAGAAUGACUGAUCUGAGUAUGCCUUUGGAUUGUGUUUAGUGUUGUUCCAUAUUUUGGCUAUGUUUAGAGGGGUCAAGUGUGAUAUAUUUCGUCUUGAGCUGAAUGAGGAUAUGACUUUGGAGAGAGCAAAGUGGAAGGUGUAGUGUUCAUGUGGC
Cuscuta epithymum is the source of this 3615-nucleotide messenger RNA. The record is from the annotation of a GenBank genome assembly. NCBI's taxonomy places the organism in Eukaryota, Viridiplantae, Streptophyta, Magnoliopsida, Solanales, Convolvulaceae.